Molecule: messenger RNA, 2993 nt
Organism: Phytophthora sojae
Lineage: Eukaryota; Oomycota; Peronosporomycetes; Peronosporales; Peronosporaceae
Exons: 2
Coding region: 14-2425 (803 amino acids)
Biological process (GO): positive regulation of protein catabolic process; protein polyubiquitination; proteasome-mediated ubiquitin-dependent protein catabolic process
Molecular function (GO): protein binding; ubiquitin-protein transferase activity
Source: RefSeq, a predicted model, not a curated record
CCGCCCUCAAGUGAUGAAUCAUGGGCGCGGUGCUGAGCAAGGCACCGGCACGCGCUUGGGCGGCGCCUGCGGUGGCCACCAAGGGCGUAUUCGCGCCGUCUUCGCCCUCCAACUCGCGCGUGGUGGUGCCCGCCCCCACCGACGAGCAGCUGGACCUGGAGGAAGAGCUGCAGGCCAAGAAGAGGAAGAGGCCGCAGAGAAGCAGAAGGAGGCGGUGGCCCACGUCGUGGAGAACCUCUUCCCGUACGCGCCAGUGACGGUGCAGACGCAAAAGUAUCCGAGCUCCAGCCCCAAAGCUGGCCAGGCUUACCUCUGGAUCACUGUGGAUGAGGCAGAGAUCAAGCGAAGAGGAGGUGGAGCUAGUGCUGUCCGCUACCCUGUAGGAGUUGCAGUCGAUAGUGAUGGUAAUGUGUUCGUGUCGGAGGCUGGCAGCACGCCGAAGGCGAAUGCGAACGACUCCCAGAUCCCGUACAAGAUCUCAGCAGAAAACAUUAUGGACUUUGCUGCUAAUAAGAAGGCACCGCCUGUCUUGAAGCCGCCGAAGCUGGUGGAAGCACAGCAAACGGAGCUGGUGGUGAAAUGGAAAAAGUCGGUGGACUCGACGGUCGAUCGCUAUGAAGUGCAGUAUCGAAAAGCAGACAGCGUCAACAACGCGUGGGCAGGGCUUGCAGUAGUGACGGCCUGCAAACAUGUGAGCUUGAGCGGGAUUAAGUGCCACACACCCUUUGAGUUUCGAGUCCGCGCGCGAAACCCGGGUGGAUGGAAUGAGUAUAGUGAAGUAAGUGAGAUUUUCUGGACUUUACCAGGGCCUCCAGACCUCCCACGGCAGCCAAUUGCGGGCGCAGUUUCCAAUACGUACGCGAGCAUCUUCUGGUUCCCAGUCGAAGCCAAUGGAGCUCCGCCAGUCAUUUAUUCUCUUGAGAUGCGAGAAAGUGGUGUGGGCCAGCAGUCGUCGUUUGUUCAGGUUUAUGAAGGGCCCGGGACUGGAUUUGUAGUUGGAGAUCUCUCGCCCAAAACCGUGUACACUUUUCGUCUUCAAGCUUCAAACAUUGUCGGUGCUACUGGAUUUGUUGAAAGUAAAUCAGUAAAAACUAUGGCGUACGGGAAACUCGAAAUCGUGGAACUGACGAGUGCCGAGAAGACUGCAGCGUACGAUCGAUGGGUGCAGUGCUGGGACCCAAAGACAGAGCAAGUGUUUUACUUUAACAAGUUCACAAGCCAGCGGGUUGUCGAAGAGCCUCCAGAACUCGCUGUUGUUCGAGAAGAAAAAGGUCUGGUAAAUGUUGAGGAAACCCCUGAAAUGGUUUUCAGACGAAAACGCUUUCGAUUUCAUCGUGAUCUGCGUCAAAGCAUGCAUGGACUCAAUUUUGGCAGCACACUCAAGAUUGAGCUUCAGCGAGAAUCAAUGUUUGAGGGGACAAUGAAGUACUUCCAACCAUUGAAGCAAGCAGACUUAGUUGCCAAGCCAAAGAUUUCGUUUGAAAACGAACUAGGAAUCGACUCAGGCGGGCUCUCGAAAGAUUGGUUUCUGCAAGUAUCGAAGCUUGCCACUGACAAAAGUCGAAGGCUGUUUAAGCUCUGUGACGAGGGAUUAUUUGCCGUCGAUCUCGCGUCGUCACAAGUACCUAACUCCGCACAGCAGUACAAAUUCCUCGGCAAGUUCAUCGCGAAGGCGAUAUUUGACAGGCAGACGCUGGAUCUACCCUUGUGUGACGUAGUUUACAAGCGUUUACUGCAAUUGCCUACAGGUAUGGAUGAUCUCCAUCAAAUGGACUCGCAGUAUCAUAAGUCGCUCGUGUGGAUACUCGAGAACGACAUUGCAGAUGUGAUUGAUGAAACGUUUAGCGUGGAGAUGGAGGGUGCUGGGAAGAAACCCGUGGUCGUGGAUCUGAAAGAGAACGGCAGGGAUAUCCCUGUUACUGACGUCAAUAAGAAGGAGUACGUGGAUCUAGUGGUUCAAUGGCGUACCCAGUUCGGUGCUCAAGCUCAAAUGGACGCUUUGAUUCAGGGCUUCACAACGCUGAUCCCCCUAUCUGCAAUUAAAGUGUUUGACAUGGCGGAGUUGAGAAUGCUAGUGAAUGGUAAGCCCACUAUUGACGUGGAAGAGCUCCGGUCGUGCACCGUCUUUCAGGGUGGCUACGACGAACACGCACAAGUUGUGCUGUGGUUGUGGCAGGCUUUACGUGAGUUCCCCAUUGAACUUCGAGGUCAGUUUCUGAAGUUUAUGACCGGAACAAACAAGAUCCCGCUCGACGGCUUUGAACCUCCGCUAAACCUGACGAAGUCAGAUCUUGACCCGCAAGCACUGCCACGAACUCAUACCUGUUUCAACCAGCUAGUGCUUCCCGAGUACACCAGCUAUGAAACUCUCGUCGAGAAAGUGACGUUUGCGAUUACAAAUGCGGAGGGUUUCGAGCUCUCCUAACAGUAAACGUUGAUGAUGAGCAAAGGAACGCAAAAGAUUGUCGAUUAUGGUUCUACAUCUGCAACGGUUCGGUCCAUGUUGCUCAGCUGAAGUCGAUUCCCUGGGCAAGAGGAAGCUCCUUGCUGUAGUUGAUCGUGCACGUCGAUCGGCGCAUGUACUGCUUCCAAGCAUCGCUACCCGAUUCGCGGCCGCCGCCGGUUUCCUUUUCGCCGCCGAAGGCGCCGCCGAUCUCGGCUCCGCUGGGUCCGAUGUUGAUGUUCACAAUGCCACAGUCCGAUCCCAACGGACCCGUCCACUUGAAGAUAGCGGCUUGGUUCUUCGUGAACAGAGACGACGACAGACCUUGGGGAACAGCAUUGUUCUUCUCAAUCGCCUCCUCCAGAGUCUUGAACUUCAGCGCGUACAGGAUCGGCGCAAAGAUCUCUUUCUGUUCACGUGUAGCACAAUGCAACGUUUCACACAGUCAGCCGGUGAUUCACAUCCAACUCGAUCACGAUAGCCAAGACAAUCGUACCUGAACAAUCUCAGCAUCAUGAGCGAUGGAAACGAUUGUCGGCUCCACGAAGUG